This is a messenger RNA of Bombus pascuorum, 1191 nucleotides long. RefSeq lists its product as uncharacterized. The transcript has a single exon. Lineage: Eukaryota; Metazoa; Arthropoda; Insecta; Hymenoptera; Apidae. The record is from RefSeq and is a predicted model, not a curated record. The coding region runs from base 1 to 1191 and encodes 396 amino acids.
AUGAGCGCGGUUUGCAACGCCUCGAUGCCGCGUUCCGUGCCCGGCGGCGGUGCACGCAACCGAUGCGUCUACUGGUGGACAGACGAGAUCACGGUAAUCCGAAGAGGAUGCGUUCGGGCCCACAGAAGGCUCCAAUGGGGUUGGCGCAGGCGGAUACGCGACGAAGAAGAGAUCUCCCGCUACUACAAGAACUACAGGGAGAAGAGAGGCGCUGUUCAGCGGAUGAUUAAGAGAAAGCUGCGACUGCCGCACCCACCCCCCAUUGAUCGCAAACAUGGAUCCGGUGUUGCUCGCCAAAGUCAUCGGGACUUUGUUCCCACGGCAGCGAGACGACAACAACAACGACGACGCGGGGUGGACACCAUUCUCCCGCUCCGGCGAGACCACGGUGUGAAGCGAAGAGCUGCGAGUCACACAAGAGGAGCUCUUCGCAGCAACAAAGUGGACGGCAUCCCGCGGCGACGUAGCACCGGGUCCGGACGGAAUCCCAGGCCGGGUUUGGGCGGAGUCUAUGAACACCUUGGCUUCCCGCCUGCGAAGAAUGUACACCAGAUGCUUGAGGAAAGGAGCUUACCGCCGCGCAUGGCGGACAGCGAGGUUGGUUCUGCUGCGGAAGGAGGGUCGCCUGUCGGAACGCCCUCCGCGUACAGGCCGGUGUGCCUUCUGGACGAGAUGGGCAAACUAUUCGAAAGAAUAAUCGCCGCCCGACUGGAGGCCCACAUGACGGAACGCGUACCUGGGUGGCGCGACAGCCAGUUUGAAUUUCAUCGAGGCCGAUCGAUGGUGGACACAGUAAAGCGGGUGAGAUCCACGACGGAAGCCGUGGUCUCCCGGAAACGAGUGGCGCUAGCGGUAUCCCUGGACGUCACAAACGCCUUCAAUAUCAUACCCUGGGGCGAGAUAGUAGAGGCGCUGGAGCGUUUCAGGGUGCCGCCGUACCUAGUGCGCCUCAUCCAGUCGUACCUGAACGACCGAUGGACCGCGUACACCGGCAGGAACGGAGAGGAGGUCGAGCGCGGUGUUCCGCAGGGUUCGGAUUGGGACCCAUCUUGUGGAUCACGGUCUACGAUUCGGUCCUUCGAUGCCCCAUGCUCCCGGGCACGGACAUGGUAUGCUACGGAGAUGACACCUUGGUCCUGGCCGGGAGACGCGGAUGGUAGGAGACACAGAGGCUCGCGGAGACCGCCGUGA